Messenger RNA from Macrosteles quadrilineatus (aster leafhopper), 1476 nucleotides. RefSeq names its product 52 kDa repressor of the inhibitor of the protein kinase-like. Lineage: Eukaryota; Metazoa; Arthropoda; Insecta; Hemiptera; Cicadellidae. Gene Ontology annotation, molecular function: protein dimerization activity. Bases 1 to 1476 code for a protein of 491 amino acids. The record is from RefSeq and is a predicted model, not a curated record. The transcript has a single exon.
AUGUUUGACUGCACCCCGGAUACAGCACGUUUAGAGCAGAUGAGUCAAAUAAUUAGAUAUGUAAAAAUUGUGGAUGGAGAGUGUGUAAUAGAAGAAAGCUUUGUUGACUUUAUCAUAAGUCAUCAGAAAACUGGAAGAGGUUUAUCUGAAGAAAUAUUGGACAAGCUGAUGAACGACGGCUUAGAUAUCCAGAACUGUCGGGGGCAAGGCUUCGAUAACGGUGCAAAUAUGGCUGGAAAAUAUGAAGGUGUCCAAGCUCAUAUAUGCCAGCUGAACGACCUUGCCAAAUUUAUUCCUUGUUCAGCUCAUAGCUUGAACCUAGUUGGCGUGCACGCAGCAGAAGUGUCAGUUCUAAUGAUGAAUUUUUUUGGAAAAGUGUUGGAGUUUUUUAAUUUCUUUAGUAGUUCUACAAUACGUUGGGAAGCCUUACUUGAUUGUGUAAAAACUACCCUGAAGAGACAUUGUGAGACAAGAUGGUCUUCUAGACGACAAGCCGUUACAGCACUGCAGAAGAACUUGCCAUCAGUAUUUAAGGUGCUACAAAACAUGGCCGAUAGAAGCAACAAUUGGAACUCUGACACUACAUGUGGUGCUACAAACCUGUUAAGACAAAUUGAUUUCGAAUUUGUAUGCCUCCUAGAGAUUUGGACUGAUGUGUUGAUCAGUUUGGACUGUACCAACAAAUCACUACAAGGAAAGACUGUCACUCUUGAUGUAGCAUCAAGUUUACUAUCUGGCUUGGCAAAACAGAUUCAACAUCUACGAGAACAAGGUGUACAAAAGUACAUAGACAAUGCCAAACUAAUCUGUACUUCUAUGUCCAUCGACAGCAGUUUUGCCGAAAAACGACUAAGAAGGGUCAAGAAAAUGUCUGGGGAGAUGGCUGAAGAUGAAGCGCAUUUAAUUAGCUCUGAAAAAAUCUUUGAAAGAGAGUGCUACUCUGUAUUUGACAAACUUAUGAGUGAAAUGGAUAACAGAUCCCAUAUUUAUCACAACAUUUCUUCUGACUUCAGUUUCUUGUCUGGCAAAUCUUUAAGUAGGAACUCUGUAUGUGACCUUCAAAAAUGUGCAGCGGACUUGGGUGUCAAAUACAGCAGAGACAUUGACACUUUUGAACUAGUAAAUGAAGUAGCUGCUUUUAAGUUCCAGGCAAAAGAGCUUGUAAAAGACUUGGAGAAGGCAUCUCACUUGGAUCUCUUAAAGGCCAUUUCAAAAUACGAGUUGAAAGAUGCUUAUCCAAAUGUAGAAAUAUCCUUACGGAUAUUUUUAACGAUGCCUGUCAGUGUUGCAUCUUGCGAGCGUAGUUUCAGCAAGCUCAAGAUAAUUAAAAACUACUUGAGAUCGAGCAUGUGCGAAACUCGACUGACAAAUUUGGCAAUUUUAUCAAUCGAGUAUGACAGAGCAUCCAAAAUUGAUUUCAAUGAAGUAAUCAAUGAGUUUGCUCUCGUUAAAGCAAGGAAAGUGCAAUUAUUGUAA